GGUUGUCUGGGAGCGGGAAAGGAGAGGCCCGGCAACAUCACCGUGGCUGGUUUGCCUCGCGCGGUAAGCAGUGCCCCAGGCGCGGGUAUCUUUAGAAGGCAGAGCUGCGGGCUGCACCGAGCCGGGACUCACCGCACCCCAGGGCUCCUGCAACCAGACCCUGCGAGGAGAGCGCGGCCACGCACGCUAGACACGUUAUCUCCUCCUCCACCCCCUCCGCUCUCCACCUCGGCUCGGGGACAGAUGGUGGCUGCGGUGGCAGGGUGUAGGUGCGUGUGACUGGGUGAAUGCGUGUCUUCGUGUGUGGGGUGGGAACGGAGGCGGUGAAGGGAGGAGGAGACGAUUGUGCCUGCGGUUCUUCCCUUCGCCUUCCUGCUAAGGGAAGAAAGUGCAGAAGGAAUCCAGAUGGGAAAUAAGAGAAAGGAAAAUAACAGUGGUGGGAGCACUGCCUUCACCCUAUCGCCUGGGAACUCGGCUGAGCAACUACAAAGCCAUUACCAUCCCUUCACCUUCAGUGGAGUGGCUGCUUCUGCCUGAUAACUGGAAGGGCACUUUGUAAACGCUGGCAAGGCACACACCUACACGCACGCCUACACACGCUGGGGAAAAUAGCCACCUUCUGGGGGAGGGAGGGUGGGAGGCCCAGGCAAAGCUCGGCCACGGAUCGCUGCCGGCAGGGCAGCCGAAGGCCUCCAGGAACACCAGGCUUCUUGGGCAAACAGCAGCCCGAGAGCCCACAAUUUUUCUGGGAAGCAAAUGGAUGGAUGGAUGCAUGGAUGGUGCGUGUGGAAUACUCGUGUAGUGUCUAAUUUCAAAUGGAUUCGAGUCAACGCUUUUAAUUCAACUAUCCUUUUUGAGAGGCACAGCGUUUUAAACCCUGUAGUGCACUCAGCUCUCCACCUGAAGCAGCCUGCUAAGGGUUGUUAUCACCCUCGGACCCCUCAGAAGGGGCAUUCUCCAUCCGUGAGCGCCGAAGGGGAGCAGGACCCCCUUGAGCGGUCUCUCCAGGGCCCCUGCCUCUCCUCCUGCCCUUUUCCAGCGCCAACUUGAGCCUGGACCCGCGACCCGCGCAGUGACGUGCGGCCAGAACAAGGGUUCGUAUUGACAAGCCACCCUUCGCAAAGGACCUGAAAUUCGUCUAUACAACUCAGUAGGAGACUCCUCGGAGUCCUUCUGAUUUAUUUCACACAAGUCAUGGAAAGCACAACCAGACCCGCUCUUACAACUUUUCUGCUCUUGGGCGGGGGAGCGAGGAUGUUUCGCACUGCAAGAUUGUCCCUGACCACGAGUUACGCUUGCACCCGGAGGGAGUGCUGAGCCAAGCUCGGAGCCCCUGAGGUUAGGCGAGAGGUAGGUUCCAGGGUUUUUUCUGUAACCGACGCAGCGAGUUCGGGGUGGGGAGGCAGGAGAAAGCCCGACUGACUAGUCAGAUCCGCCUCCACCUCACCCACCUCCAGAACUCCCAGGGCCAGGUUCGGAUUUGCAAAGCGCGCAGCCCGGGCCCACUUUGGCAGAACCGCACCCGGGAGCGGACCGCCAUGCGGCUCCCCAGCCUCUUCCCGUUUCAAUCAGAUGACGCCCGCACGCUCGCCUCCCGGCCCGGGCCCCCAUGGAAGGGGCCCCCAUGGAAGCCCCGCCCGUCGCCCGUGGCUGGCAUCACUGGCAUUGCCCAGGGAGGUUCGCUCAGUGACCCCGUUGGCCGAGUGAGCCGAGGAGCCUCUGGUUCCCCGGAGCGCCGUUCCCUCCCGCCUGCCCCAGUCCCCGUCUUUCCUCGAUCACACCUCGGUCCCCCCGCACCCUCUUCCCCCGCUCAGCCCCACGCACUCCGCUCUGACUUUGCCAGCACUUUUCCGAGGCACCUAGGGCGCGCCGCCGCCUCCGUACCGCCCGCGGCGCUCGCCACCCCUGGCGCGCCCCGGGGACCGCCUCCAGCGCCCUGCGCGGCAUUUCCCAAGGGACUUCAGCCCGUCCCGCACCUUGCAGCCCGGGCCCCGCCGCCUCACCUUUGCAGAACUGGGGGACACUGA
This is a messenger RNA of Leopardus geoffroyi (Geoffroy's cat), 2027 nucleotides long. RefSeq names its product basic proline-rich protein-like. The transcript is spliced from 2 exons. Bases 1539 to 2027 code for a protein of 162 amino acids. The record is from RefSeq and is a predicted model, not a curated record. Lineage: Eukaryota; Metazoa; Chordata; Mammalia; Carnivora; Felidae.